Messenger RNA from Mesorhabditis spiculigera, 3753 nucleotides. NCBI's taxonomy places the organism in Eukaryota, Metazoa, Nematoda, Chromadorea, Rhabditida, Rhabditidae. The record is from the annotation of a GenBank genome assembly.
AUGGACGACGACGAUGGGCUGGCCCUGAAGACGUUCCGCGUCUCGGCCAUCAAGACGUUGACGGACUAUUGUCCCGAAUACUCUCUCAAACCCAGCCUCAAAAAAAGCUCGGCGGCGAUCCCCGAAUCGAGGAAAACGGCAUGGGAUCGUCUCAGGGACGAUAUGUUUGCCACGCUGGAUCCCGUCGUUUUUCUCAAAGCCGAGCUCGACCCAGCGGGCAAAUUGCUGGCGGUGCACGAGGCGGUGAAGGGCAGCGAAGAGCUGGGUGGCACCAACACGAACAUGUCAUUACAAAGAGCCCCGUUCCACGGCGCCGUCACCAUCAAGGGCUCCUCCAACAAUGUCCCCUUCUUCCCUGGCGGCUUCGACGAGGAGCUGUCCCGGAUUCUGGAGAUGUCGCACGACGUCACGCUCCAAAACGACGAGGAGCGCUACCUCGAUUUCACCGAAUUGCUGAAUCGCCCGCCCGGCUUCCAGUACGACGUCGAGUUGGCCGUCGCUCAGCCACAGCAGCCGCAAGCCGAUCAGAUUGCCGUCGAGCAACCGGAAGUUGUUGAGACUCCCGCCGCGCCGCCAGUCGAAUUGAGCACGAGGGAUCUGUUCGAUUUCCUCGGCGGAUCGAUCGGAUUCGAGCUGACUGAGCAGGCGACGGUGAAAAGGGCGGACGAGGCGAAGAAGCGGAAGAAGCCGACUGACAAGCUCGAAUCACCACUCGCUCAACCCCCCGACCAACCAGUUGAGGGAACCGAGAAUUUGGAGGUGGUGCUGAAAAGGCCCCUCCACGAGCCGUCCCUUCUCCUCGCCCCGAAAUAUGCAUACGCAAAACGGAUCGACACCCAGACGGACAUUCCCGAAUAUAAGGACGUGUUCCCGAGGAUGGCCAGAGAGUACCCCUUCCCGCUGGACCCAUUCCAACAGGCGGCCAUUUGCGGGAUGGAGCGCGGGGAGAGCGUCUUUGUCGCCGCCCACACCUCAGCAGGCAUUCUUAUUUGCCGCUACCGUAAUCCCCAUUUUAGGCAAAACGGUGGUGGCCGAGCACUCUCCAACCAGAAAUUUCGCGAUUUCAAGAUGAUCUUCGAAGAGGUGGGCCUGGUGACGGGCGACAUUCAGCUGCACCCCGAAGCCUUUUGCCUCAUCAUGACCACCGAGAUUUUGAGAUCGAUGCUGUACAAUGGUUCUGAAGUGAUUCGAGAGCUCGAAUGGGUCGUCUUCGAUGAGGUGCACUAUAUCAAUGAUGUCGAGAGGGGCCACGUCUGGGAGGAGGUGCUGAUCAUGCUGCCGGCGCACGUGAAGAUUGUGAUGUUGUCCGCCACCGUGCCCAAUGCCGAUGAAUUUGCCGAUUGGGUCGGGCGAAUCAAGAAUCGUCGAAUUGAGGUGGUAUCGACGAAUAAGAGGCCUGUGCCAUUGGAACAUCAUCUCUACACUGGACAGGACGGAAAGACGCGACACGACAUCUUCCUGGUUGUCGACAAAACGGGCUCAUUCCAGGAUGCCGGCUAUCGAAAGGCAAAAGAAGCAAAGGAGGGCAUCAAAAAGACGGCCAACAGCAUCCGAGGCGGCAAACAACAAUUCCAGGGAGGCGGAGGAGGGCACAAUCGCAAUGACAAGAACAUCUACAUCAAUCUGGUGGAUCAUUUGCGGUCGAGGGACCAGUUGCCCGUCGUCUGUUUCGUCUUCUCCAGGAAAAGAUGCGACGAUAAUGCGCAGAUGCUGUUGUCGAUGGAUUUGACGACGGCCCUCGAGAAGAACCACAUCCAUCGAUUCUUUCAUCAAUGCGUUCAGAGGCUCAAGGGAAGCGACAAACAAUUGCCACAGGUGCGUGUCCUGGGCGAGCUGUGUCAACGUGGUAUCGGUGUCCAUCAUUCCGGCAUCCUUCCGAUCCUCAAAGAAGUUGUCGAACUCCUCUUCCAAAAGGGAUAUGUCAAGGUAUUAAUGGCGACGGAGACAUUCGCAAUGGGUGUCAAUAUGCCAGCCCGUACCGUCGUCUUCGAUUCCAUCCAAAAACACGACGGAAAAGAGCUGCGCCUUCUCACCCCCGGCGAAUAUGUUCAAAUGGCUGGAAGGGCUGGGAGAAGAGGUCUCGACGAUACCGGCAAUGUUAUUGUUCUAUGCAAAGGGCAGUAUCUGGUUGAUGCUCAAGAACUCAAGGACGUCACCAUGGGCCGCCAAUCCGAUCUGCAAUCCAAAUUCCGCGUCACCUACACGAUGCUGCUCAAUUUGUUGCGCGUCGAGCAGUUGAAGAUUGAGGACAUGCUGCAGCGGAGUUACGUGGAGAGUGGAUCGUUGCGGAAUGCGCUGAAGGUGAAGGAACAGCUCGAGAUGGAGCGCGACAAGCUCAGCGAGUUUACCCUGCCCGACUGUUGCCACUGUUUCCCGGAAGUCGGCCAGACAGCAGCCCUCUCGCAAUAUGUCCAGGAGAUGACCAAAUAUUACCAACUGCGUUGCCAACUGUGGGAGCAUUUGUGGAAGGAGCCGGGCGUCUCGGCUGCCCUAAUUGCUGGCCGAGCAGUGGUGGUGAAUACGGGAAGAUACGGACUCGGCACCAGGGUCGCCAUUCUCAUCAAGAUGAUGGCCGACAAGCUGCGCGUGGUUAUCCCCUGCGACAAGGAGGAGCUCUUCGUCACCAAGGACGUCGACACCGUGGGCGACGAAGAGGCUGGUGUUCGUGCCCUUGUACUCUAUGGUGUCGAUGGAUGUGAGAAGCAAAUUGGCAACUACGAUGAGAUUAGCAUGAGACUGCUCGAACUCGGUCCCUCCUCUCUGGUGGGCAUCUGCAAGAAUCUCUUCAAACUCGACAAGACCCCCAUUAAUGCCGCCGAUUUCGACAAUGAAGUUCAGAGGGCUAGCAUGCCCAGAUUCAGGAAGCACCGUUUGAAUGAGCCGUACGAGAGAUUGAUGCUCAACCUCGUCCAAUACACCAACAAAUUCUCCCCAUCCGAAUAUCAAGAGAUCAGAGGCCAUAUCAAGCUGAAAGACAUGAUGAACCAAGAGAUGUCGUUCUAUUUCGACUCUUCCCGUGAACACGUCCGCUCUCUCCGUGCCCAAUGGAAUCCCCUUCACUGUGUCGCCCUCGAAAAGCAUUUGACCUCGUUCCUGUUGCGCAGCCGUCAGCAGCAAGUGGUGGAGAAGAUCAAGCAGAAACUGUCGCCCGACAGUCUGGCUCUAUCAAAUGACUAUCACGAUCGAUUGAAGAUGCUCAAAAUGCUGGACUACGUCGAUACGCACGAUAUGGUCACGUUCAAGGGCAGGGUCGCAUGCGAAAUUCAUCAUCAGGAGCUGCUGAUCACGGAGCUGAUCCUCGACGGGAAAUUGCAUUCUCGUGCUCCAGAGGAAGUUGCUGCUCUUCUCUCCGCUACCACAUGCCAAUACAAGGGAUCCGAACAGACGCUCAACCAUCAAAUGCCCAUUUUUGUCGAGUUGAUGCGUGACGUGCUGAACACGCAGGAUCGUAUCCAGGCCAACGCCCGUGUCGCCCGACUCAACUUGGAAGAGGUGGGCGACGAGUUGCGGUUCGAUUUGAUGGAGGUCGUGUAUCUAUGGGCCAGGGGAGAGAGCUUCGCGGCGAUUAUGGAGAAGACUGACUGCCAGGAGGGUCUCAUCGUCCGUUGUAUCCAACGACUCGGAGAGGUAUGCAAAGACGUGCGAAACGCGGCCCGUAUCGUCGGGGAUCCGGCUCUAUUCGAAAAGAUGGAACAAGUGUCCUCGGCAAUCAAAAGGGAUAUUGUAUUUGCUGCCUCUCUUUAUACUGCCGCC